GUGAGAGAGAGGGUUCUGCAGGACACACAUGUCGCUCGCAGGUUGUGGACACAACCCGCGAAAGGAUCUCGGUGGGACAAAUUCAUUCAUUCAUUCAUGCACACACCGUUCGUACGCGGGUCCGUGGUUCUUUGCUGUGUCCCUGUGUCCACUGCUGCACUACAGUUGCGGAACAGUUUGCGGAACGGCGGGAGGGGGAAGGGCUUUGGCAAACAGGAAGCAAGGGGGUGGAGUUUCGGGUGGUGUUGUGUUUAAGGGCAACCGCAGUAUGUGCUCCGGUCGGUACGGUGGCCGCUGGAGUCUGCUGCUGCGCUUGGGGCUUGCCGUGUGCCAAUACGCGUCUGCGUCCGUCAGUGUGCGAGAGUGUAUGGGGAUUUGAGCGCUUUCUGGUGUAUGUUUGUGUGUGUGUGUGUGGUUCCUCUGCAUGGGUGGCUGUUUUCUACGCGCUCGCUCUCCGUUGGCCGCUUCCCGUCACCCCAUCCCAGACCAGCCCUGACCAGGGUCGUCUUGGUCUGCCACAGCACAGAAAAAGGGGUUUUGCGCUCGAAGUGUACGCUCGAAGGAUGCAGGUAACAAGGAGCGAUUGAAGUACACCGCCACACGGAGUACACCAUUUUCCGAUCGGAGGAUCAGGAAUCACUCGCCAGGCAGUGGGCCGAUGUAAGUGGCGUGGAGCAUCCUGCGGAGUACGUGCAGUUAACAAGGGGGAAGUAAUAACAACGAGAAGAACACUCAACAAAAGAGGCUGCGUGUGUUUACGUGUGUCAGUGCGUGUGUGUGUAAAACAGCGCUUCCGCAGCGUGUGCCAUCGCAUCAAUCAAACAUCUUAAGGCAGGAUAAGGAAAAAAGACUCGUGAAGGUACAUCCAAUCAAAGGCACCAGCCGUCGCCAAAAGCUGCCGCUGGGCCCGACGACCCCGCCAACCAACUAACGCUCGCUAGGGGUGUCCUUGGUGUGCGGGUGUUCGAGGAAACGUUCGAGGAAAUAGCCGGAGUCAUCAGCCAAGGACAACGAAGAUGAACACCGUCCAGAGUACGGGCCAUGCGACCGUUCGGAACAAGAAGGACUCGCAGUUCGAGGAAUUAACUGUCUCUUCCUCGGAAAAAAGAAAUUGGAGAGGAAUUUUUAUUGCGCUUUUAGUGAUUGCUGCCGUAUUGGGGCUAAUUGUGUUUUCCAUUCUACUUCUAUCACCAGAAAUCGAAAGCUCGAAGCUGCACGGGCGUCGCAUAUCGCUGUACGAUAUCAAAUCGGGCCGGUAUGAGUGGAACACACAGAACGGUUCCUGGAUCAAUCGGUACGAGUAUGUGUUCAUCAACUCGGAAGGUGGGCUAACGGCGCUGCAAAUCACCCACGACGGUGGUUUCCGGUUCGAGGUGCUCAUGAACAAUGCCACCUUCCGGCAGCUCAACGUUGACAGCUACGAUGUGUCACCGGACAGGAACUUUGUACUACUGUACGCCUCGAACGGUAACACGCAGCGGUACAACCGCAGCUACUACGUGUACGACCUAACUUCGUCGAACGUGUUCUCGCUGUCGGCGAAGGAAUUGGACACGACGGCACCGCAACUACAGCACGUCCUGUGGGCCCCGGUAGCCUCGAACGGAUCCAGUUACGGGGGCGAUAGGACGGCUUCGCAUCAAUCUUCCUCCUCUUCCUCGUCAUCCGGUUCGCCCGGCACCGGCACAACCUCCCAGGGUAUAGCGUACGUGCAUCAGGGUGACAUUUACUAUAAGCCGCGCGUGCAAUACGAUCUUAUCUGUCGCAUCACCACUAGCGGACGAGACGGUCCAGUAUUGAACGGUGUGCCCGAUUGGCUUUACUCGAACGUGCUCGAGCUAAAGGGCCCAUCACUACUCUUCUCACCCGACGGCCAGUAUCUAUCCUUUCUGUCCUUUAACCUCUCCAGCGUACAGGAGUAUCAAUAUCUCUGGUACGGUGAUGGACAGCAGUAUCCUAAGAUACACAGCCUCCGCUACCCGAAGGUACAUUCGGCGAACCCGAACGUAACGGUUUACGUGGUGCAUCUGGGCGUGUUGAAGUACAUCUUCCCGAAGCCGGUUAACGUGCCGGGUUACAUUCGUGCGACCGACAGCUAUGUCGGUGGGCUGAGCUGGCUCUCGUCGACGGAACUGUCGGUGACGUACGCUAGCCGGAAUCAGAGCGUCUCGCACGUACUGCUCUGCCGGGCACCAACGUUUACCUGCGUUGAGAUAUUCCAAGAGAAAGCCGUCGCCAACUCGUGGGUAUUGAUCGGCGAAACACCACUCUUCAUCCGACGUCCAACAUCAUCCCUGGACAAUUUCGCCGCCGACGCACCACAACCGUCAGCGACACCUGUGACGACGUCAACCUCGACAACUCCACCACCACUCCCACCACCGCCAACCACACCACCAGCCCCCACGAUGCCCCGCCAUCUGUACAUGCUGAAGCGGUUGAAUGUGCGUGACGGGUCGCACGGCUACUAUCGCCAUCUGGUGCUGGUACUGCUCGGUACCAAGCGCACCAUCACGCUCACGAUGGGCCAGUUCGAGGUGACGGAAAUCGUCGGGUACGAUGAGCGCCGCGGACUCGUCUACUUUAUGGCGGCACCGUACCACAAACCGGGCCAGCGCCAUCUUUACAAAAUACCGCUCGGGCUCGAGCAGAUGGCAUCGAUGACGGGUGGCAGCGCGGCAUCCUCCGCCGGUGGGUCUGGUGGCACAUCGUUCGAAUCGAACGCCGACCCUAGCCGUUCCGGGCAUAAUGCGAGCGAUGUACUGCUGCUACGCCCAUUCGGGUCCGCGGUGCCAUACUGCGUGACGUGUGGCCGUGGCCCGUCCGACGGUAGCGACGGUUCGGACGGUGGUUCGGACACACCGUCCAAGCGGCCGAACAACUGUCUCUUUAAUCGCGUAUCGUUCAACGACGACUAUACGUACUUCGUGCAGGAGUGUCUCGGACCGGAGUCACCGUCCACGUACCUGGUGGAGGCCGGUUCGGAACGGAAGGUGCGCGUGCUGAACGAUGGCAACGAGCUGCGCGAACAGCUGGUCCAGCUCGCCAAACCGCAGAUCAUGACGUUCAGCGUGCAGAUCAAGUACGACUUUAACGCGCAGGUUAAGCUGUUCCUGCCGCCCGGUGUGAAGGAGGACGACGACUUGCAGUUGCCGCUUAUACUGCACAUUGAGGCCGGUCCGGAACGGCAGCUCGUGUCGGAGGAGUACAGUGUCGACUGGAACUGGUACCUCAGCAGCCACCAGUCGUACAUUAUCGCGCAGAUCGAUGCCAGGGGGUCCGGAUUCCAGGGCGAAUCGCUCAAGACGCAAAUUCGGGGACGCGUUGGCAUCGAGGUCGAAGAUCAGCUGGCCGUGCUGAUGUAUUUGCGGGACAACUUGAAGUUGGUGGAUCCUAAUCGUAUUUGUGUUUAUGGUAAGGGCUAUGGUGGAUAUAUUGCGAUGCAAAUGCUUGCUACCGACUCAAACCAGGUGCUGAAGUGUGUAGCUGCCAUCUCGCCUAUCGUAUCGUUCCGCUACUAUAAUUCUUUCUUCACCGAGCGGUACGUGCUGCAGCAGGACGACACCGAACGGUCCCUGAUCGAAUCGGACCUGUCGACGAAGGUCGCCAGCCUCGCGUCCAAGAACUUCCUGCUCAUCCACAGUACGGCCGACUGUGUGGUGCACGAGCAGCAUGCCGCCUUGCUCACCCGUUCGCUCGUCAAUCGGGGCAUUAUCUUCCGGCAUCAGAUGUACGUGGACGAAGAUCACGAGUAUCGGAGCGUGUCCGAGCAUCUGUACCACACGAUCGAAACGUACAUUGAGGAGAACUUUGGCAACGAUAACCAGGACUGGACGUCGGCAUUCUUCCUGUCUAAAACGUAGUUCUUCCGAGGGUAAAACACAAACACAUACACACCGACACGACAGCAAAACCCAAACAUUCCCAACAACCCAAACACGUUUGAUUAAUGAUAGAGUAAUGAUAAAUAACAGAUAAAAAAAAAGAGAAACAAAACAGAAAACAAACACGCAAGUAAAUAAAAAGAAUGCAAGAAAUAAAACAGAGAGCGAGAGAGAGAGAGAGAAGGAUAGAAGAAAAAAACUGGGCGCAGGAAGAACGUAAGUAAGCGUAAAUGAGAUACAUAUAAACAAGUGGGUGUACGAAACAAACUAAAUGGCAAAACGAAACAAAAAAAAAAAACAAAAACAAAUUUAAAACAGUAACAAACACGCACACUAUACACACACACGCGCUCGUGCGCACAUAUUAUACCCGGACGCACGCACCGCCAGCCACGUGUUUGAAAAUUCAAAUUUUCAAAAAAGGAUAUUUUGCAUACCUUCAGGAGCGUUACAGCAGCAGUAGCGUUACGCGUUACGUUCGCAAAAGGAGCAAGAAGAACCGAGAUUCUUGUAGAAAAUGUUUGAACUAGGUGUGUGUGUGUGUGUGCGGGUGGAUUUAUGUGCAUCCAUGUGUGGGUGUGUGUGUGUGGUGUGAGUGUUUGUGAAUGUGUGUUGAUUGUGCGAUAGAUUUUAAAACAAAAACCAAACA
Messenger RNA from Anopheles stephensi (Asian malaria mosquito), 4533 nucleotides. Its product is annotated as inactive dipeptidyl peptidase 10. Bases 1017 to 3863 code for a protein of 948 amino acids. Lineage: Eukaryota; Metazoa; Arthropoda; Insecta; Diptera; Culicidae. The transcript has 14 exons. Gene Ontology annotation, biological process: proteolysis. The record is from RefSeq and is a predicted model, not a curated record. Gene Ontology annotation, molecular function: dipeptidyl-peptidase activity; serine-type peptidase activity.